AUGAAGAUUUUGGAAUUAGGUGUAUACCAAGCCACUCUUCAGCUGCGGCAAUGGUGGGUUCCUUUCGCUGGGAAGGGGUCAAGAAGAGGUUUGGAGAAUUGGGUGGAGGAGGAGGAGAAGUGCAAGUUGACGGGCGAAGAGGAACAAGUUCCAAAAGGAUACAUUGGGGUGUACGUAGGAGAAGAGAAAAGGAGGUUCGUGAUUCCAACCAGCUAUCUGUCAAUGCCUGAAAUUAGGAUAUUGAUGGACAGAGCCGGCGAGGAAUUUGGAUAUAGUCAAGAAGGCGGCCUUCAUUUACCCUGCGAACACCAUCAGUUUGAGGAGAUACUUUUCAGAUGCUUCAAAUUGUCUAAAACCAAGACCCUCAGAAAAUUUAGAUUUAUAAUUUAA
Molecule: messenger RNA, 390 nt
Organism: Ricinus communis (castor bean)
Lineage: Eukaryota; Viridiplantae; Streptophyta; Magnoliopsida; Malpighiales; Euphorbiaceae
Product: auxin-responsive protein SAUR72
Exons: 1
Coding region: 1-390 (129 amino acids)
Biological process (GO): response to auxin
Source: RefSeq, a predicted model, not a curated record